GGGCCGAUGACAUUGGUCGAACUCACUUGGAAAGCACUCCCCCCCAGACCUUGCAUUAUUCCAUUCCGACGAGUCGCUGCUACUGGAUCCUGAUAUGGACUACUCCAAAGUGCAAGGGUUGAGCGAUGAGGUGAGGGAGCGCUUACAGAGGGUCAGGCCCACGACUUUGGGUGCCGCCAAACGCAUGGAAGGCAUGACUCCGACUUCUGCGAUCUACUUGCUAAAGCAUGCCAGGAGGACAUGGCGAGCGACUGAUGCACGAGAACCUAUCAGAGAAGAGCAAAUUGAAGCGGCACAUUUUGCUGAUCACCGGCCUCUUUUGAAGGCUGCAACUGUAUAGAUAUCUUUUCGG
Messenger RNA from Suillus clintonianus, 352 nucleotides. RefSeq lists its product as uncharacterized. NCBI's taxonomy places the organism in Eukaryota, Fungi, Basidiomycota, Agaricomycetes, Boletales, Suillaceae. The coding region runs from base 95 to 340 and encodes 81 amino acids. The record is from RefSeq and is a predicted model, not a curated record. The transcript is spliced from 2 exons.